CGUUAUCGUGCAUAAAAAAUAAUCCGUACAAACGCUUUAAGCUAAUGGAUUUUCUUAUAGAUCAGAUGGCAGCGUCUCAGAGGCGCGCAUAAGCAAUAACAGCAUUUGCCACAACACAUAUACGCAUUUUUCUCCGAAGUGUACAAAAAGCUGCAGAACGUAAGAACGUCUGAUGAAAUAAGGAUAAAAGCAGAAUACUCAGAUGCCCAACUUUCUGAUGUAAUGUUGUCAUUGUGAGUUCGAUGAAAGCUAUAAUGCAAAGGGUAAUAGUUUGGGACACAGCCACGUCAAAUUAGCAUCGAAAGCCGCUACAACCACGGCAACGCGAGUGACACUAUGAAAGUUGUACAUUGCUGUAUUUCAACAUCAAAAUGAAAUCAGACUUCUCGCUGCGUACGCUAGAAUCCUCGCGGAGUUGGUAGUAUUAUUUAUGUUGAAUGAAAAUUUCUGCACAAACUAUUCCAAGCAGAGGAGCCUUCAAAGCAUACAAGUUGCAAGGGCGGUAUUAAAUUUACGGUCAGCGAGUUUCCAGGGAGUUUCGACCGUGAUGCAUAGAUAGACAUGCCCAAGUCGUUCUUGAUAAAGAAAACAUCAUAUAGAGCAAAACAAAAGCUCGACUAUAUGUUGGACGACAAUGUGCAAAGAACCACAGACGUUAAACACACGAAAUACCUCGAAGGUGAAAGAGUACACGAUACGUUUAACGAUGAAAAUUCAACCAGCAAGACUCCUCAAGAAGAAUUGGAUUUCGACCUGGACGUAAACACGAGAAGGAAUGAAGAAAGCAAAUGCAGAAUGUCAAAAACCAUUAAGAGAGUUUCAAGUGAAGUUCAGGAAAAACGUCCUGUUCAUAGUGGAUCGAAUUUCAACGCAGAUCUUACUUGGAGAGACAGUUGCCAGCAUCAAGAUAACGUUGACUUAAUAAACACAGAUCAAGUGGUUCGUCUGCAAUCACAAGUAAAGGAUACGAGAAAAAUUGCAUAUCAAAAUAAUAUGAUUACAAUGUGCGAUAUGGAAAUUUCUAGUCUUUGUAAAAAUUUGAGCUCAAAACAGACAACUGAUGUAAUAAUGACAGAAUGCAAUGGAGAAACAGUUCGAGAAGAGACAAAAACCAGAGGAUCAUCUAACCAAACGUUCAAAUGCACAAUCUGCAAGCGGACUUACGCAACGUCUUCUAAUCUCUCACGACACAAGCAAACACAUCGUAGUCUUGACAGCAAGCAAGCAAAAGCAUGCCCGCACUGUGGGAAACGUUAUGUUUCCAUGCCAGCCUUAGCAAUGCACGUUUUAACGCACAAACGUUCUCACGCGUGUAAGAUAUGUGGAAAACGUUUUAGUCGUCCGUGGUUAUUACAAGGUCAUUUACGCUCUCACACUGGGGAACGGCCUUUUCAUUGUUCACAAUGCAACAAGUCCUUUGCAGACAGGUCCAACUUGCGGGCUCAUGAGCAAACACAUUCGCCUCUCAAGCAGUAUCAAUGUGAGCGAUGUAAUCGUUCCUUCGCCUUAAAAUCGUACCUUACGAAGCACAGCGAAGGCAUGUGUUUUGCAGUAAGUAAUUCAUAAAUUCAGCGCUUCCCAGGAUGCAAUGGGUUAACUAUAUACAUAUGGGAUGGCAACAUCGAUGUACUACUAAAUGGUGCAUAAUGAAUAAAACAGUA
Molecule: messenger RNA, 1661 nt
Organism: Xenia sp. Carnegie-2017
Lineage: Eukaryota; Metazoa; Cnidaria; Anthozoa; Malacalcyonacea; Xeniidae
Product: zinc finger protein 558-like
Exons: 2
Coding region: 562-1566 (334 amino acids)
Biological process (GO): regulation of DNA-templated transcription
Molecular function (GO): RNA polymerase II cis-regulatory region sequence-specific DNA binding; DNA-binding transcription factor activity, RNA polymerase II-specific
Source: RefSeq, a predicted model, not a curated record